AUGAUUUUGGAGGUGUUCGAUGCUAAACCAGACGGAGUAUCCACAUCUACAUACCUCGUGGAUAGGACUCUCCAUCGCAACAUUCUUUUACCCACCACACCACCUCAGUGGCAGUCCAUAGUGGUCGAAUCCACCUCCUCAACCUACCGUCUCAGCAUGAGACUCGCCUGCACUCCACACCACUUUGGCUUGAAGUGUGCGGUGGAGUGUCAGCCCAAGGCUGGUCGAUUUACCUGUGAUCGGCAUGGUAAUAGAAUCUGUGAGAAGGGAUGGAGUGGGGAGAACUGCGAUCGACAAAACCUCAAACUUUGGAAGUAUUUGUCUGAUUGUAGUUGUGUUAAUGGAUGGAAGGGUGAGCUCUGCGAUGAAUGCAUCACCUAUCCCGGUUGUCAACACGGAACUUGCGACAAUGCACCCUUUACCUGUCACUGCCUUCCCAAUUGGGGUGGUGCUUUCUGUGAUCAAGAUUACUGCGGUCGUCACAAACCCUGUUUAAAUGGAGGAAUCUGCAAGAAUACAAACAUCACUUCACAACCCUUUCAUUGCAUCUGUCCACGUGGUUACAGAGGUGAUACAUGCGAGAAAAAGUUGAAACCGUGUGAGCUAAAUCCUUGCAAACGUGGCCAUUGUCGUGGGAAUUCUGACGGUGGCUUCGAUUGCGUUUGUGAACCAGGAUGGCGUGGAGAGUUGUGUGAUCAAAAUAUCGACUUCUGUGAGCAGAACCUCUGCAUGAAUGGAGGCAGGUGUCAGGACCUAGACGGCCUAGGCUUCCGCUGUGACUGUCCACGAGGAUUUCAGGGCUCGGUGUGCCAACUACGUUCUCCCUGCAUCGAUUCGCAGUGUGUACACGCGCACAAAUGCACCCAAUUGGCCACUGCUUCUCAUGGUGGCAUCAAACACGACUGCCUCUGUUUGCCCGGGUGGACUGGCGAGCUUUGUGAUCAAAACAUCGACGACUGCGUUGACAAGUGUCUGAACGGAGGAACAUGUCACGAUUUAAUCGGUGACUACUACUGCACCUGCCCCGAGGGUUUCUCUGGUCGCAAUUGCGAGGUCAAUCGCAAAUGUGCUUCCAAUCCUUGUAAAAACGAGGGCGUCUGUGUGGAAGUCGAGGGUGGUUUCCAAUGUGUCUGCCCUGAAGGUGUUACUGGCACCCUUUGUGAGUUUGCUAGGCGUGGAUGUGAUCCAAAUCCAUGCGAGAACCAGGCUCCUUGCUACAAUCUCAGUCCCUACGACUACUACUGUAAGUGCAACGAAGGCUUUUAUGGUCGUCGCUGUGAACAUCGGCGUCCCUACUGUGGUCCAGAGGGUUGUUCAAGCCUUUUGGAUCCAUGUGCGGACACGAAGAGCUCCUUGCAGGUUCCUCUCCUUCCCGCAGUAACCUUCAAUGCCCAAUCAUCUGCUAUAUCGACAGAAUCUUGUGGAGAGCAUGGAAUUUGCCUCCAUGAUCCAGUUACUUCUCAGUACUCCUGUGUCUGCGAGAAUGGCUAUACUGGAAGGUUUUGCCAACAGUUGAAAGACAACUGUGCAGAGAUGGGACAUCUGUGCAGAAACGGUGCGACUUGCGUGAAUGGAGAGGCUGACGCCUUUUAUUGCCUGUGUACAGAGGGAUUCACAGGAACGUUUUGUGAACGUGAGCUACAGCCAUGCGACAGUGAACCCUGUCGGAAUGGUGCCUACUGUCAGCAAAUGGAGGUGACAGGUGACGUCUCCUUCCAAUGUCGCUGCACACCCGGUUGGUCAGGCCGAUGGUGUCACUUGCCAAUGCCACGCAGUCCAUGCCAAGUCUCUCAGCCCUGCCACAAUGGUGGGGUGUGUUUGGACGAUGCUCUAAGUUCUCACGGUUUCUUCUGUCAAUGUCCGGCUGGUUGGACCGGAUUGUUCUGUCAGACACGGUCAUUAGAAUAUCAAGCCUGCGAAAAUGGUAAUUUUUGCAGGAAUGGAGGUACAUGCAUCAAUGUUGGCGAAGGCAUUUACUGUCUCUGCCCACCGGGAUUUGCUGGAGGUCGAUGUGAAGAGGACAUCGAUGAGUGUCGCAAUAAUCCUUGUCAGAAUGGAGGCGAGUGUCGGGAUCUUGUCAAUGGCUUUGAGUGUAUCUGCGCUGAGGGAUUCAUGGGCGUGGAUUGUCGGCAUAACAUUGACGAAUGCGUAGACCAUCCAUGCGCUUACGGAGCGCGUUGUGUUGACAGGAUCGGCACCUAUGAGUGCAUCUGUCCUGAAGGCCGCAGCGGACGUCAUUGCGAGGAGGUGAUUGCCCCAAUAGCGCCCAAACCCCCAUCCUGUCGAUUCAAUCACCGAAUCUAUGACCAUGGUGAGAAGUGGGCCUCUUACUGUGCCACUUGUGAGUGCGUUGAGGGCAAUAUUGUCUGCAAAAGGGAAUUCUGUGGCUACUGGACCUGCCUGACUGCCAGCAGAGAGAACGAUCCUUUCGCGUGUAAAGAAGGUGAAGAAUGUCAUCUGCUGAGUACUGCGCCGUCGCCUCCCCUAUGCCUUACUCCACCGUGCUACGCGCGCGCUCGUUGUGUCAAUGCAAGCUUGGCCGAGAUCUCAGCUGUGUCGCCAACUCCGCCAGGACUACCACCGGCGUUGCCCGGAUGUCGGCCAGCAUCCGUUCGACUAACCAAUCAAUGCGCGAGGUUGGCGGUGGUUGUGUCACGUUCUCGAUUGCCCUACGGAGUCACCGUGGAAGACUUUUGUAAUGCGGUGAGGGCACUGCCAGCAGUGGAACAGACUCGCGCAGCGACCAAUGAGGGCGGACUUCUGGGCAUGAGUUGCGGUCUGGCUGGAAGGCAGUUGGAUUAUCCAUCUGACCUCGCUUACAUUGAGGUAACUCUAAGCUCAACAGACGAAAGAAUCCGCAAAGCCGAGGAUGGACGAGAAUUUGUUUUUGUACAGCGCUUUGCACACAGCAUAGCAACGGCCAUCCGUGAAAACGCCUCCACGAACAUCACCACACAAUUCCACCAUUUGCCUUCAUUUGCUCUCAUGGUUGGUGCAGAGUCUCAGGACCAUUAUUGGCAUACCAUUCUUCAUGGGGUCGCGGAGAUUAACGUGGAGACGGUCUUAGUCAAAGAUGAUGAGAUUCCACACAACCCGUUACUGGUGCCGCUGGCCUGUUGCUUGGUCGUAGCGGUGGGUGCUCUCUGCACCUGCAUUAUCUGCGUCUGUGCACACCGAAAACACCAGGAGUUGAUAGAGAAAUAUGCCGCCUCCACAACCACCAAGCAGCCACCCACCUCCUCUGUUACCGUCGUCUCCACUGCUCCCGGUGCAACCCUUGCUCCGCAGGCAGCGACGACUCACUACUACCAAACCACGAUCGUCUUUCCAACUCCUGGACAGCAGCAGCAACAGCAGAGAAGUGGCAGAUAG
Echinococcus granulosus is the source of this 3372-nucleotide messenger RNA. RefSeq lists its product as hypothetical. Bases 1 to 3372 code for a protein of 1123 amino acids. The transcript is spliced from 15 exons. Gene Ontology annotation, molecular function: protein binding; calcium ion binding. Gene Ontology annotation, biological process: cell communication. The record is from RefSeq and is a predicted model, not a curated record. NCBI's taxonomy places the organism in Eukaryota, Metazoa, Platyhelminthes, Cestoda, Cyclophyllidea, Taeniidae. Gene Ontology annotation, cellular component: membrane.